Molecule: messenger RNA, 2585 nt
Organism: Sardina pilchardus (European sardine)
Lineage: Eukaryota; Metazoa; Chordata; Actinopteri; Clupeiformes; Clupeidae
Product: sodium/hydrogen exchanger 2-like
Exons: 12
Coding region: 1-2211 (736 amino acids)
Biological process (GO): potassium ion transmembrane transport; proton transmembrane transport; sodium ion import across plasma membrane
Cellular component (GO): plasma membrane
Molecular function (GO): sodium:proton antiporter activity; potassium:proton antiporter activity
Source: RefSeq, a predicted model, not a curated record
AUGUGGAACACUUUCUGGAGCACCAGUACCCUCCUGGGACUUGGUCAUCUCUGGCUGUUCGUCCUCGUCCCCUUUCUGGCAUUGCCACGGACGUUUGCUUCUCCUCACGGACCUGUAGCUUCAAAGGGAAACAGCAGCGAGUUGGGCCCUCUUGCUCCUGGUUAUCAUGCUGAGACUUUUCAGGUGUUCAAUGUGGACUACAGCCAUGUGCAGGUGCCCUUUGAGAUUGUGCUGUGGAUUAUGCUGGCUUCCUUGGCUAAACUGGGGUUCCACUGGUCAGGUCGCCUCCCCGCCGUCAUGCCCGAGAGCUGCCUGCUCAUCGUGGUGGGCCUUCUGGUGGGCGGGGCCAUCUACGGCGUCCGCCACACGCCCCCUCCGACCCUGAGCGCCGACGCCUUCUUCCUGUUCCUGUUGCCGCCAAUCGUGCUGGACGCUGGCUACUUCCUGCCGGGCAGGCUGUUCUUCGAGAACCUGGGCACCAUCCUGCUGUACGCAGUGGCGGGCACGCUGUGGAACGCGCUGGGCAUCGGGUUCUCGCUGCGCGGCCUGUGCCUGGUGGUGCCCGGGCAGGCGCUGCAGGGCCUCUCGCUGUUCCACUGUCUGCAGUUCGGCAGCCUGAUCGCCGCCGUCGACCCCGUGGCCGUGCUGUCCGUGUUCGAGGAGAUCCACGUCAACGAGCAGCUGCACAUCCUCGUGUUUGGAGAGUCGCUGCUCAAUGAUGCCGUCGCCGUGGUGACGUAUAAGCUGUUUGAGUCGUUCCUGCGCAUGCCGUCUCUGAGCGGCAUGGACGUGCUGGUGGGGGCCUUCCAGGUGCUGCUGGUGGGCGCGGGCGGCGUGGUGGUGGGCGUCUUCUUCGGCCUGGUGGCGGCGCUGGUCACCCGCUUCACCGCCCGCGCGCAAGUCAUCGCGCCGCUCUUCGUCUUCCUCUUCAGCUACCUGUCCUACCUCACCUCCGAGAUGCUGCACAUCUCCGGAAUCAUGGCCAUCAUGUCGUGUGCGGUGAGCAUGAAGCAGUACGUGGAGGCCAACAUCUCGGAGAAGUCGCACACCACCAUCAAGUACUUCCUGAAGAUGUGGAGCAGCGUGAGCGAGACGCUCAUCUUCAUCUUCCUCGGCGUGUCCACCAUCCAGGACAAGCACAUGUGGAACUGGCCCUUCGUCACCGCCACACUCUUCCUCUGCCUGGCCUGGCGCGCCGUGGGUGUGCUGCUCCUGACGGCGGUGAUCAACAAGGUGCGCCGCAAGACCGUGACGUUCAGGGACCAGUUCAUCAUCGCCUACGGUGGCCUGCGAGGGGCAAUCUGUUUCUCGCUGGUGUUCCUGAUGGACGACUUUCCCAUGAAGAAGCUUCUCAUAACCACCACCAUCACCGUCAUCCUCUUCACCGUGUUUGUGCUGGGUAUGACUAUUAAGCCUCUUGUUGAGCUACUGGAGGUGAGGAAGAGGAGUGAUGUAGAUCUGCCCUCUCUAGGGGAAGAGAUACACUGCAGGGUUUUGGACCACCUGAUGGCCGGGAUUGAGGAAGUGGUCGGCUACUCGGGUCAGCACCACUGGAAGGACAAGUUUGACCAGUUCAACAACAGGUACCUGCGUAAGUUCCUGGUGCGUCAGGACAAGCAGCCCAAGUCCAGCCUGGUGAGGCUGUACCAGAAGCUCCAGCGCCGGGACCAGAAGAGAGAGGAGAGGAGGAAGGACGAGGAGUGUGUGACGGAAAGUACUCAGAGCCGAGUUCUACUGCCAGAGGAGAUGGACAGUAUCAGGAGGAUUCUCACCACAAAUCUAUACGACUUCAACAAAAGGCACAUGAUGGCUUAUAGCAGACACAAGCUGUCUCCAGAGUUCUUCAUGGACAACACAUCACACCACUCCUUGUGCAGACCACAAACCCUGGGAGACCGGACACUCUACCUUUCUCACACCCUUUCAGCUCAGUGGGAACAGGAUUAUGAACGUGAAACAUGCAGAGAUGGCCGCAGAGGUCUCACCAGGUCACUCACAGUGUGUGCCUUUCCAUCCUCUUCGGAUCCAGAGGGGGCUCUGCUCAGCCACAACGGCCCAGGAGAGCUGCCCCGAGAUGGGCCUACGGACGCCGACUCUGCCCCUGGUGCUGCUCCGGCUCCUGGCUCUUCCCUGGCCCGCAGUUCCACCACCAGCACCUGCAGAGCGCCAAAGAAACUCAGCUUCAUCCUGGAGAACGAGAGAGACAAAUAGCAACAGUGUCGCCAUUGAAAAGGACACAUAAGAAAGAAGAGACACACACACACACACUGAUCUCACACACACACACACACACACACACUGAUCGUAGAGGUUUCAGUGGCCGCCAGUGUCUGGAUGAACUUUUGUCGGUGUUUGAGAAGUCUGUGUAUAAGAUUCUUUCCUGCAUUCUUUUAUUGCACGUUUUAUGAGAAAGGUCUGUAUAUAAAAUGCCUUCUUGGCAGAAAUGUUCAAAUGUUUGUGCCUGACUGAAAAUGUAUCACACAAGAUGAUACAGGAAGAUGGUUGUGUCUGUGAAUUGUGCCUUUGUGAAUGCACUGGCUUUGGGUGGGAGGGAAUUAGGGAUGAGGAGUAAUUUUAAAGGCUAA